Messenger RNA from Adineta steineri, 2697 nucleotides. The record is from the annotation of a GenBank genome assembly. Lineage: Eukaryota; Metazoa; Rotifera; Eurotatoria; Adinetida; Adinetidae.
AUGAGUGAAACUAUUCCUAUGACAUCAUAUCAAUCUGUUCGUUAUCGAAAUAAAAUUGUUCAACUUAAAACAUUUAAUCAUCAUGGUAUCGAGUGUCUUUUUUUCGAUGAGGUCUAUCAAAGCUUUCCUAAAGUCACAUGUUUGUACAUCGAUGAUAAACAACAAACAUUUCUCCGUGAUGAAAGCGGCCAGCGUUCCGAACCACUACGUAUUAAAGCUUAUAUCAAUGAAAUUAUGGACGCUUUUGAACCAGAAGAAAGUUUUCGAAAUAAUGAUCAAUGUUUACAAAUAGAUCAUAUUCAAGAAUUACAAAAUACUCUUGUUCGCAUGAAUAUUAAUACACAAGAAAAAAUCAAACAAGCAAUGACACUUAUGUAUGAACUUAAUGAAUAUACAACUCCACGACAUUUUUUUAUUUUAAAAAUAGAAAAUGAUAAUCAAAGUAUAAAAGAAAAAGCAAAAAAUUUACUUCAACAUGAAUAUAAAUUAUAUUUCUUAUGUGAUUGUUCUGAUGAUCCAAAUGAACGACAUUCAGCUCCUCAUGAUGGUUAUUUAAUUAAAGAACCAGCAAAAUUAAUUGCUGAUUAUGGGAGUUAUAUACGAACGACAUUAAAUAUUAUUAAAACUGCACUUCCAAUUAUCGGUCAUAUUAUUGGUUUACAAAUACAUAAAGCACCAGCAUUAAUUUCCGAGGUAGCUAGUUCAUUAGAUACUUGUACUCUCAUGACUAAAAUCAAUGAAGUUGAAAAUUUAUUAGACCAAGCGGAAGAAAAAUCAUUUACUACAAGUACAUCAAAAGAAGUCAAAGCAAUGAGUCAUCAUUUACCAUUACAUGGUGCACCAUUACGAGAAUUAGUCAAUUAUUUAGAAGGUGUCGAUAAUAAAAAUAGUCUUGGUAAUUUAUAUAAAAAAAUUACGGAUGAUGGUCAUGUUCGAUGGGUAUGUCUCGAACAUUAUGAUACUAAUUAUUACAAACAGAGAAUGUAUCAAUAUAUUCGUCAAUUAAAAGAUUUAGGAGGAAUAUUUGAUGAAAAUACGAAAGAACUUAUUAUAACAAGUGACAAUUACACACUUUUGGAUAUUCCUAAAUUUAAUAAUUUAUUAAAAAAUGGUUUCAAAAUAACAAAAUUUAUUAUAAAAAAAUGUUCUUUAAAAGAAAGCGAAUUAAAUCGUUUAUUUGAUAUUUGUAUAAAUCAACCUUUAAUUAAUUUAGUUUUUUCUGAUGUGAAAAUUAUAAGUUCGAUUUUUAAGUUAAAUUAUAUUUGUAAAUCAAUAUCAAUUUCUUUUAAAGAAGAUUCAUUAGAAAUUUAUUUACCAAAUCGAUAUACAGAUGGAGAUAUGAAAACAAUUAUUCAAUUUUUAUUACAAAAUAAUAAUCGACGAAUAAUUAAAAUUUGUGGUAUUGAUAAAUUUGUUAAUUAUGAAGAUAAUUUUACUCAAGAUAGAAAAAAAGAAUCGAAAAUUUUAAUUGUUAAUCAUUUAAAUAAUAUUGAAAUAUUAAAUCAGAUAUUUUCUUCGACAAUUUCAUUUACUCAUGUCAAAUUGAAUUAUUAUUAUGGUUCGUCAACAAUUUUUUUGCAUUUAUGUGAUUUGUUAGCAAAACAUUCAACAUUGAUUGAACUUGAUUUAAUCAAUUCCACCGGUUUUGAUGAUGAAGAAGGUCUUAUUAAACUUUUCAAAUUAUUAAAUAAUAACAAAAUAUUAAAAGCAUUGAAUCUUCAUAUUUCAAAUUUACAUAUCUCAGAAAGAAAUCGAAAAGAACGUCAUUUAAUUGAUCUGAUAAAGAAUAAUAAUGGAUUUGUUAUUCGUUUGAUUUUAUCGGAUUCAAAUAUUACACCUGAAUUUGCAAAAGCAAUUACUGAAAAAUUCAGAAAAAACCCAGAGUCAUUAAAAUCUCUCGAACUAUAUAAUUGUCAAAUGAAUUGGGAAAUUCAAUCAGAUUUUAUAAAUUUAUGGACAAUUGAAAACGUCGUGUCUAUUGAAGAUGGACAAUAUUAUUGUGUAACAUCAAAAAAAAUACGAGAAUUAAUUGGAAAAGAAUUUGAUCAAGAGAAAAGUUUAGAAAUUGAACAAGAAAUUAUUGAUGAUCAUUUAAAUUUAAAUGAAAAACAAUUAACCGAUAGAGAUAUGAUAAUUCUAUCAAAUAAUGAAAAACGUAUGAAACAAUGUAAACAAAUAUCAUUGAAUAAUUGUCAAAUAACAUCAUUUGAAAUUCUUAUCUUGGCUGAUAUAUUAUUUAAUAAUAUUAGUCUAGAAAAAUUAUAUUUAAAUUCAAAUAAUUUAUGUGAUGGUGGUAUUUAUCUAUUAACUAAAAUAUUUAUGAAUAACAAGAAAAAUCUUCAACAACUUCAUCUUAAAUCAAAUGAAAUUACUGAUGAAGGAAUUAAUUAUUUAAUUCGAAUAUUAAAAAUCAAUAAAACAUUAACACAUUUGGAUUUAUCAGAUAAUUAUAUUACUGAUACUGGACUUAGAAAAUUAACUCAAACAAUUGAUGAGGAAGAAAUUAAUUUAAAAUCACUUGUAUUGAAUGGAAAUAAACAAUUAACUGAAACAAGUGUUUUGUUAUUGAUUUCAAUGAUUAAAAAGAGUACAUCAAUGGAAAAUCUCUCGUUAAUUGAUUGUAAUAUAAGUGAGAAAAGUAAAGUCAAACUUAAAGAAAUAGAAAAAAUUAAAAAGAAUAUUCGUUUGGACAUGUAA